Messenger RNA from Drosophila arizonae, 1199 nucleotides. RefSeq names its product rRNA 2'-O-methyltransferase fibrillarin (gene Fib). Gene Ontology annotation, biological process: box C/D sno(s)RNA 3'-end processing; rRNA methylation. The record is from RefSeq and is a predicted model, not a curated record. Lineage: Eukaryota; Metazoa; Arthropoda; Insecta; Diptera; Drosophilidae. Gene Ontology annotation, cellular component: nucleolus; box C/D methylation guide snoRNP complex; small-subunit processome. Gene Ontology annotation, molecular function: histone H2AQ104 methyltransferase activity; RNA binding; rRNA methyltransferase activity.
UGGUUUCUUUUCAACCAGCGUUAAAAGUGUGCCGCGUGCGUCUGUGAUUUCGAUUUGUUUUAACUUGUAUUUAAAAUCAAAAGUACAGACACAUAAAAUGGGUAAGCCAGGUUUCAGUCCUCGUGGUGGUGGCGGCGGUAGAGGAGGCGGAGGCGGUGGAUUCGGUGGUCGCGGCGGCGGCGGCGGUGGACGUGGCGGUGGUGGAGGUCGUGGAGGCUUCGGAGGACGCGGUGGCGGUGGAGGUGGAGGACGUGGUGGCGGUGGAGGUCGUGGCGGCUUCGGUGGACGCGGUGGCGGUGGAGGCCGUGGUGGUGGUGGCCGCGGUGGUGGACGUGGCGCCGGUGGCCGUGGAGGCGGCCGUGGCGGUGGUGCUGGCGGCUUCAAAGGCGGCAAAACCGUCACCAUUGAACCACAUCGUCAUGAAGGCGUGUUCAUUGCGCGCGGCAAAGAAGAUGCUCUGGUCACACGAAACUUUGUGCCCGGCUCCGAAGUCUACGGCGAGAAGCGAAUUUCCGUUGAGACUGGCGGCGAAAAGAUUGAGUAUCGCGUGUGGAAUCCCUUCCGGUCCAAGCUGGCCGCUGCCAUUCUUGGCGGCGUUGAAAAAAUACACAUGCCACCUGGCUCCAAGGUGUUGUACCUGGGCGGCGCAUCGGGCACAACGGUGUCGCACGUCUCGGACGUUGUCGGACCCGAGGGUCUGGUAUAUGCUGUCGAGUUCUCACAUCGGUCGGGUCGCGAUCUGAUAAAUGUGGCCAAGAAGCGCACCAACAUUAUACCCAUCAUUGAGGAUGCUCGGCAUCCGCACAAGUAUCGUAUGCUGGUCGGCAUGGUGGACACCAUCUUUGCGGAUGUGGCGCAGCCAGAUCAGGGCCGUAUCGUGGCGCUGAAUGCGCAACAUUUCCUUAAGAACGGCGGUCACUUUGUCAUCUCCAUCAAGGCGUCCUGCAUUGACUCGACGGCGCAACCCGAAGCCGUGUUUGCUGCCGAGGUGAAAAAGAUGCAGGCGGACAAACUGAAGCCACAGGAACAGCUGACGCUGGAACCCUAUGAACGUGAUCAUGCUGUUGUCGUGGGCGUUUACCGUCCACCGCCGAAGCAGUGAAGCGACGCAGCAUGUGGUUAGGUCUUAGGCUAUAUACAUAAUACUUCUAUUAAUGCAAAUAAUUGUAUUAAGUUUCUUUUUUUAAUAUACAAACAAA